GAUGACCGUCUCCCCAUGCCCAGCUGCCGGCGCUCCCGGAUCCCGGCGGAGGAAGGAGGGAAGCUCCCGGUGCCCCCGGGACCGGUGCGGGCGGGCGCAGGAAGGGGGCGGGGCCUGCUCGCGCUUCCGUUCCCCCCCCACGUGGCCGUGCUUUGUGCGCGCGGGCGGGCGGCGGCCCCGCCGCCCCUUCCCAUCCCUUUCGCUUUCCCUUUCCGUUCCCCGCCGCGCUCCAUGGCUUUCUCGUACUCGGAGCGGCUCUGGGAGGAGGUGGGCAAGCCGGAGGACUACGACUCCACCUGGGAGGGAGAGGAAGAGGAGGACGAGGAGGAGGAGGAUGGCGGCGGAGGCGAAGCGGAGGGAGCGGAGGCGGCAGCCGGGGAGGAGCCGCAGGAUGCGGGGGAGCAGCCGGGGUCGGGCAAGGAGCAAGACUGCCGGUCUAGAUGGUAUUCUUUCUGGCUGAAGCUGCUAGUGUUUUUAUUCAGUACUGAGGAGCAAAGCUCGAAUUCAUCACGGCCGUCUCAGUUCAACUGGAGGCGUAACUGCACUGCGGCCAAAGACAUGCAGAGAUACAGACACCGCUACCCAGGUUUGAAACAAUCAGAAAAUGAGGAGGAAGAAGAGAUGUGGAACUUAAGCUUUUAUAAAAAUGAGAUUUCUUUUAUGCCCCAGGGUGUGCUUAUUGAAGAUCUGCUUUCACGUUGGUGGGACGACUAUGAAACUCUGGAAUAUAACCAUUCUUACAUACAGUGGCUGUUCCCUUUACGUGAACACGGGAUGAACUGGCAUGCCAGGCCACUCACCCCUCAAGAAAUCGAGGCCUUUAAGAGGUCCAAGGAAGUUAUGGAAAGGUUUGUACGUGCUUAUGAGCUCAUGCUGAGAUUUUACGGAAUCAUUCUGGUCAACAAAGAAACUGGAGAACUUAAGAGAGCAGAGAACUGGGCUGACAGAUUUGAAAACUUGGACAGGUUCAACCACAACAACCUGCGGAUCACUCGCAUCCUGAAGUGCCUGGGGGAGAUGGGAUACGAACGCCAUCAGGUGCACUUGGUAAAGUUUUUCCUAACAGAAACUCUUGUUAAGGGGACGCUACCACAUGUCAAGAGAAGUGCCUUGGAUUACUUCCUGUUCACCAUCAGAAGCAAAAGGAGGAGGAGAGAACUGGUCCACUACGCUUGGCAACACUUCAAACCUCAGGAAGACUUCGUGUGGGGGCCAAAGGAGAAACUCCAGAAGUACAGACCCCGCUCUGCCAAGCCACAGCUGCACCAAAAGGGUGAAGAUAGACAGGAAACUCCUGGUAAAAAAUGUGGUGAUUCUGUGGGAAAGGAUCAGAACCAGUCUCCAGAGGUGGAACAGAAAGCUGGAGAUGCUGUGAACUUGCAGCCUGAAGUGAGUGAUGAAGAUGUAAAAGAGAAGAUAAGCAAAUGUGUUUUGAAGGGAGGAGAUGAUGAAGAGGAGAAAGAAGCUUCAUCUGCCCAGCUGGAGGAGAAGGAUUUAAACAGUGAGGCUGAAGAAGUGCAGGGUACAGCAGAGAACGACUGCACAAAGGAGAGCAAGAAGAGAAAGCUGGAUGCACGUAUGGCAGAUGCUGAAAAGGUUGGACCACUGAAUAGCUCUACUGAUAUUGAAAACAUUUCCCAUAAUCUGGGAGAAUGUGCAAUUAAUGCAGAAAUUCCCUCCUCAGGCCCACCCUCACAAGCAGAAGAGGACCAGGAAGCACUGAAAGAAGAUGAUGAGAGCACCAAAGGCUCAGCAGUGCCAGAGACCACUGAUGCAGCUGUGAAACGGAGGAAAGUCGAUAAAAGGACAUUGAAAAACAAAACAGUCAACUUGGCCAUAAACCUGAACAUGGGGCCCACAGACUGUAGUGCCAAGGUAAAUCCAUCUGCUGCAAAGUCUGAGGCUGAAAAAGAAAAUGUCAGUGAGAAAAAUGAAACUGUGGAAGUGAGAAGCGAGAAGGGGGGUGGUGGUGAUGCAGAUGGUGAGGCAGUAAGACCCCUGGCUGGUUCCAGACUCCCCAGGACUGGCUCUACUUCUCCAAGAAGUGAUGGCUGUGAGUUGAGUGGAGAUCAAGGCACGGUGAGGAGUGAUCAGCACAACUGCAACAGCACACUCCUGGGGGGUAAGAGUGAGGUAGAUGGGGUAGAACAACAGGAAAAGGCAGAAAACGCAGACGAAAAAGGGCAAGCAGAACCCACAGACAAGAAACAAGCUCCAGAGAGUCUUGAGCAGAGCACGACACCCACUUGUCCUGAAGAAGACAGUGCUGAGAUUGCAACACAAAAAGCUGAGAGCUCUGAGCAUGCAGCAGAGCCUGGUGGAGAGCAGGGAGCAGCAGAAUGAGAGCAGCACAGCGAGUCCUCGAGCAAGCAGAGAUGACACUGCCCCAGCUGCAGGGAGCCAGCUUGGAUAAGAGAAGUACAUGGAAAAAUAAACUUCCUUUGGGAUGAUCCAGGCUGGCCCCUGUCUCACUUUCACUCUGUCAUGCUUUUCUAAUCAUCUCUAGUAAUUUCACCGAGAUCCAGCUUUUGGUUACCCUAAAGAGGAAAACUUUAAUUUAGUCAUCUUCAUGAACAGGCCUUGUCCUGUUCCUGGUUUUUAUCUGAUGUUCAGGGCUAUCUUGGAGCAACGGGGAUUUUUGCACUUUGCUUUGAUUCUGGUAUGUCCCUUCUGAAAGAGAAGAGGAAAAAUUAUCUCUUUCCUUGUUUGAAAUAGUUAAGUAUUUAUUAAAUACAUGAUUUUUAAUGUAAGACAGCAUGACCUAAUUUACCAGGCCUUUCUAUUACCAUGUAAUUUCUGUUUGUUAUUUUGAAAGGCUGUACCAUCCCAGGAGUUUUUUCCUGGAAAAAGCGCUGUUUCCCUAAAAUAGAUGAGUAUAUGGAUUUCACAUGAUGUCAGAGUAUAGCUGCCUCUAUAAGGAAGUAGGUUUGGCUUUAGACUGGGAUAAAAUGCAUAACCAAACAUACCUCUGAUCAGUAUGAACCUUUGUGUAGAUACUGUUCUGAGGUGCAAAGUGCUGAGUAAUUUGUUCUCUUCAUCCCCACAGAGGUUGCUUUGUAGUUCUUAGAGUUGUUAAGAAUAUGAGUUGUCUACUAGUUUCUAAGAGAAGAACCUUCAGAUUUUGCAUAAAACUCUAGAGCUGCUCUUCCCCAGGUUUUCCCACCACUUUUAGACCCUUUAUUGUCUUCCACAGAUAUCAGUGUCCAUGACUGGUUCAAAGGCCUUCCUUUCUCAGUUGCCAAAACAGCACAAAUUUUUCCCACUGCAUUUUUUUCAGCCUUUGCUGUAAUUUGCCAUGGCCUGUGGGGCUCCUUUCUGAGGGGCCCAUUGCGUGAGGUCAGAUGUGUCAGAUCCAACCCAUUUCCCAGUUAGGGCAGGAUUGGUUUGCCAUUAAUGGUCAGCAUGUCAAGACAGUGAGGGCAUGUCCAAGUGCAGCAUGUCUGGAAACCACUGGGCUUUGUGGGGCAGUUAAUUGAAGCUUUAAUUGGAGGGGGUAUGCUUGUCUGGUUCGUUUAUUUACAGCCCUCAAGAAUUCACUUUCAGACUUUGCCAGCUAUUUGCCUGCAUUAGUGUUCCUGACCUCCCUGUCAGCUGUUCUGCCUGACUUACACCAUAUUCCACCGAGUCUGAAAGAGCAUUAAACAGCUCAGCUCCUAAAAGUUGACAACAGGGACCUGUUUCAUGAAGGAGGGGAAACCGUUCCCAACAGCCAGAAGGUCUGGACUUGCUGUUUGCUCAGAUUGUUUGGUUUGGUUUUGGGGUUCUUUGGUGCUGUUUGGUUGAUGCAGCAGCCUGUGCAAUGUUAAUGUGUUUCCUCUCUCUGCUACAGUUCUUAAGAAGCUUCAUCUUUCAAGGAAUUUGAUGGGUGACUUGCCUUCCCAGACUGUAGGUCCUGAGCCAGCAUGCCACAUACAUGUGUGUGGGAAUAAAAGUCUGCAAGCUCAGAAUCUCAUGUUUGUGGUCACACACGUGCUGGAAAAAGGCUUUAAUGUUUUUAAAUCACUUUUUUUUUUCUUCUUAUGAACAGGUGGAGUUAAAUAGCCAAUAAGAAUACACUUAACUACAGAUACAAAUACUUGAAGAUGUUGAGUGAAAAUUCUUUCCUAAGAGAUUCCUAAGAAUUGUUAAUUGUGGCUUUUGUACAGAUUUAUAGUAAUUUUCUUAUUUAAUGAAAUUUCCAUUGUGAAUAUGUGCUCAGUUGGGGCAUAGAUCAUAUAUCUUGUUAUGGUGAGGUUUGGUUUUGUGUUUAAUGGGAUUUCACUGUGAGCCCCAGCCUGGAGUGAGUGCUCAAACCAAACCCUUCCCUCUCAUACCUGGUCUAGAGUUUUGACUGUAGGUGUGUGUGGUGAGUUCACAAGAUGUUUCCCAGCACUCAGAGUUGUAUCACAGAGUCUGUUAUGUUAAUUCCCCUAUUAAAGCAUGACUUGAUUGCA
Molecule: messenger RNA, 4433 nt
Organism: Pseudopipra pipra
Lineage: Eukaryota; Metazoa; Chordata; Aves; Passeriformes; Pipridae
Gene: OGFR
Product: opioid growth factor receptor
Exons: 9
Coding region: 16-2343 (775 amino acids)
Cellular component (GO): membrane
Molecular function (GO): opioid growth factor receptor activity
Source: RefSeq, a predicted model, not a curated record